AACCCGGUUUAAGGCGCGUCUUCUUCUUCAAUUCAUUUCCUUGCUCUUUCCUCUUCGCUCUCAUCUAAUCUGCCUCUCUGUCUCUCCUUCAUUGUAGCGUACUCGAAUUUCUCCAUUGAAGGGGCUUCUGAGCUUUCCUAACACUCCGUCUCUCUCCUUCGAUCUCAUUCUCCAUAACCGUCACUUUUCCUUUCCUUUCUUCUCUCUUUCGAUCUCCUUCUCCUUCUCUUUCUCUCUUUCUACAAUAUUGGAGGUUAGGGUUUCUGGGUGCGUCUAUUUGAAUCAAUUCGAUGUGUGUGCGUGUUCAACAACAACAAAUUCGAAUCAAUUUCGAACCAACAAUCAGAAAUUCGAGUUGUGGUGAUUGAUUGUUAAUGCCCAAAGCUGCCACUCGAUUGAAUGGAGAAGCUUGUAAGUAUUUAGACCAGUUGGCUCUUUCUGUCUUUCACUGAAAACUCAUGAUACAACUUCACUUUUUUAAUAUCCUUCCUGAAUUUGCUGUUAUGUACUCUCUCUACAAGACUACAACUAUGGAAAGAAUAGGAUGAUAAAAUGUGUGUAAAAUAAAUGAAUUUAGCCUAUAUGCAUUUUGUACCCUGUUGACAAUUUUGGACUUCAAAAAAGUAUUACCUUUUCUUUUGCUUUCAUAAAUUCAUUCCCCUUAAUUGCACUUUGCUCAUUUUCCCAUCCUAGCUGUAUUAUUGCUCUAUACAGAAUUGCUGCUCAAAGUUAUAUUGUAAAAAUGAUAGGUGAUGAAUUGAUCCUUCCAGGUCUUAAAAUGUGAAUAUGUUGUUUGUGGAGCGAUUGUUACUCAAGCCGAGGGUUUGAUGUAACGGAGAUUUCAGAGGAUAACCAAGACGAUCUUGAGGGAUUGGAUGCCUCGGCGUCACAUAUUGCAAAUCUAUUAUCAAUAGAGCCUGCUGAUGAAUACAUUUGAAGAAUAUACUGACAGAACUGCUUUUGAGAGGCCACUCACCAGUGGUGUUGCCUAUGCAUUGAAUGUUACUCACUCUGAGAGGGAGAAAUUUGAAAAGCGUCAGGGAUGGACUAUAAAGAAGAUGGAGCACGGGGAUCAGAAUCUUGUACAAGAUUUUGAUCCUGCAAAGAUGGAUCCUGCACCCAUUCAAGAUGAAUAUGCACCUAUUAUAUUCUGUCAAAGAACAGUAGCUCAUAUUGUCUCUAUAGACAGGAUGUCUGGAAAGGAAGACCGUGACAAUAUUUUGCGAGCCAGGGCAACUGGAAAGGGUGUCUUGACUUCUCCAUUUAAGCUACUUAAAUCUAAUCACCUGGGAGUAGUACUUACUUUUGCUGUCUAUGACCAUGAGCUUCCACCAGAUGCCACUCCAGAGCAACGCAUAACAGCAACUAUGGGGUAUGCUACAAAUGUUGAUGGAUACUGAUCUGGAUGCUGAUCAACUUGAUUAUGCCCAGACAGCUCAUGCCAGCGGAAAGGAUCUCAUUUCCAUUAUUAAUGAGGUUCUUGAUCAGGCCAAGAUAGAAUCAGGCCGGCUUGAGCUUGAGGCAGUGCCCUUUGAUUUGCGUAAUAUCCUAGACAAUGUUGUUUCUCUAUUCUCGGGAAAAAGAAAUUGAAUUGGCGAUAUAUGUAUCCAAUAAGGUACCUGAGAUUCUGGUUGGAGACCCUGGGCGAUUCCGACAGAUAAUAACAGAUCUUGUUGGUAAUUCAGUAAAGGUUAGUUUGCUAGCCUUAUAAAUAAUUCUUUGCCUCCUUUCUUGUUUGUUCUUCAUAAUAGUGUAGUUAGGUGUGGAGCUGUGGUCUGUGGAUGUCUAGCUUGUCAAAUUCGAGGGCUAAAUUUGGCCUGGUUGUGUGAUAACCAAUAGGUUCUUACAAAUAAUUUCUUUUCAUUGGAAGUAUAAGCCUGUUAAAAAUUAUUCAUUCUGUGAAGAUCUCCACAUUUUGAAAUUUGUAACUUAUUUUUGUGUGGUGCAUGUAUACAAAAGCCUAUUUUUUUGGGUGAAUAUUUAAUUUCUUAAUACACUUACUCUACAAACCUUUUGCAUAGUAUAGACGAGUGAGAUUAAUAUGCACUUUGAUCAUCCUGGUAUCUUUGUGAACAUGUGAAGUAUGUAGAGCACCUGAGCAUGCUCGAUUCUUGGCUACUCCUUCAAUGUGACCAUUUGAACAAUAGGCAGAAAGAAGAUGCUUUAAACUUUAGAUGUGAAAUGCAUAAAUCAAUGUGGUUCAUUCAAAGAUAGAUCUGACAAACAUUUUCUGGUUGCAAUAUUUGGCUGACCGCCUUUGAUACUGUCAAGAGUCUAGUUGCUGCAAGUGAGAAAGAGUUUCAGAGUAUUGUUGAGGGAAACCGUAAGGAGGCAAAAGCAAGCUCAGCUCAUUGAACGUUUGCUAGCUGCUGUUGGAGUAUUUCUUAAUUCAAGGUGUUGUUUUCUUAUUUUGUUUUGAAAGUUAACAGAAAAAAUGUAACUUUAUAUAUAUG
Chenopodium quinoa (quinoa) is the source of this 2453-nucleotide messenger RNA. RefSeq names its product histidine kinase 2-like. Lineage: Eukaryota; Viridiplantae; Streptophyta; Magnoliopsida; Caryophyllales; Amaranthaceae. The coding region runs from base 924 to 1400 and encodes 158 amino acids. The record is from RefSeq and is a predicted model, not a curated record. The transcript is spliced from 7 exons.